AUUCCAUUGGUCCGAACUCAGUCGCAUGGCUCCACCUAAUGGACUUUUCAACUGCUCCACCUAUUUUCUGGCUGCUGGUGCUGUUAGUUUGGGAAUUGGUCUCUGUGCCUUGGCAUCAGCUUUGUGGUUCCUGAUUUGUAAACGAAGAAAAAUAUUUCAAAAUUCUACAUUUAAAUCAACUGAUGAGAGACUCGGGCAAAGACCAUCAAAGAUGAAGGUUAAACCCCAUUCUCAGAGUGUUUUCAUUUCUCAAAAUUUUCAUACUGGAAGGUUCCAAUUACAGGGAGAGCAAAGAAAAAAUGAAGAAGCUCGUAUAAAAGCGAUUAAAGAUGAAUUCUGCCGUGCAACUAAAAAGGUAAUCUGUGACCUCCUAGAGAUUAACUCCACGACAAAUGGCAGCAGCAUUUCGUUAAACUUACCAACAUCACCAUCAGAUUCUCACUACAGCCAAAGUAUACAAGCAGCUGAUGAAUGGUUCUCUGAUGAUUCUCAAGCAGAAAAUAAUUCUUCAAAGCCUUUCCUUGGGGAACCCCUAGUGGAAAAAGUAUUUUCAUACCUGUCAACCAUUCCAUCAAAAGAAUACUUAAAAUGUAAUGAGCAUGACAAUUUUUGAUGAUUAAAAUAAUGACAUUAAGGAAAUGUUCUCAUGAAGAAACACUCAAGUUGAAAUACAAAACCUUCGGCGUAACACUGAAUGACUUUUUUUCUUUUGAAUCCUUGUAUACCCUGAAAUCAGGUAAUGUUAAAACUGAAUCACCAGCUUCUGACUCUCCUAACAUGCCGGUGCUAAUGUUUCCUUUCUUGUGCUUUGUCAUAGAGUGGGCCUGCUUCCCGUGCUGGCUCUUAUUUCUAGAAAUAAAACUAUGGGAAGAAUUAUGGUAGUAUCAUGGAUAGUAAGUUUAACUCCUUGUACCUUACAAAAGAUAGAUAAUAUGAUUGUAUUUUCAAUAUGCAGGAGAAAUACUUCAAGAAAUCUUUAUGAAUAUACUUUAAUAAAACAUCUGCUGCAUUUUGUUAUACUUUGGACAUAUCAAUUUCAUUUCAGCGUGAGUAGAUGUGGGUAGAAUACCUAUCAGCUUUUCUGAAUUUAAAAAACACAAGUCACCUAUCUUUCAAACCUUAUCAUGUCAUGAGUUUGGUAAUCAAGAUAAAUUUGCUCUUAAGUAAUUUCCUUUCUCUGUUUCUCAGAAAGCCCCCCCAACCCUCACCCCUCUUGAUAAAAAUGACUCCUACUCACCUGAAUCAAGUGAGGUGAGUUAGAGUUCCUUUCUAGUAUGAGAGGCCUGUGUGCAAAAAUGUAUGGUUAUGAGGGAUUUCUGAACCUAUCAUGUAAUCUUGUUUUUUUUCUUUCCUAAAUACUCUCCAUGUAAUCAAUCUUUUUGUUGUUGUUGUU
Fukomys damarensis (Damara mole-rat) is the source of this 1393-nucleotide messenger RNA. It is a transcript of the gene CUNH1orf185, whose product is annotated as chromosome unknown C1orf185 homolog. The record is from RefSeq and is a predicted model, not a curated record. The transcript has 5 exons. Lineage: Eukaryota; Metazoa; Chordata; Mammalia; Rodentia; Bathyergidae. Bases 26 to 613 code for a protein of 195 amino acids.